AGUAGAAGACAGUAAUGGGAAACCAUACAAGAGUGACCAUGUUUAUUCUAGCAGGUUUGACUGAUGACCCACAAAUGAAAGUUGUACUAUUUAUCUUCCUCCUUCUCACCUACUUGCUAAGCAUCACUGGCAAUUUGAUCAUCAUUACACUCACCCUGGUGGAUCCUCACCUCAAGACCCCCAUGUAUUUUUUCCUUCGGAACUUUUCCUUCUUAGAAAUUACCUAUACUACUACAUGCAUUCCUAAUUUGUUGAUUAUGAUGGCAACUGGGGACAAAACCAUUUCCUAUAGCAGAUGUGCUGCUCAGGUAUUUUUUGUCUUCCUUCUUGGAGCAUCUGAAUUUUACUUGCUGGCAGCAAUGUCCUAUGACCGCUAUGUUGCCAUCUGUAAGCCCCUGCAUUACACAACCAUCAUGAACAGUAAGAUCUGCAUUCAGCUUGUCCUCAGUUGUUGGAUCGCUGGGUUCUUUACCAUCUUUGUACCUCUCCUCUUAGGCCUGCAGCUUGAUUUCUGUGACUCCAACAUCGUUGAUCAUUUCUACUGUGACACAACUGCCCUCAUGCAGAUCUCAUCUUCAGACACACAUCUCAUUGAGACGGUGGGAUUCAUAUCUGCUUCAGUGACUCUCGUGGUCACACUGGUGAUGGUGAUAAUAUCAUAUACCUAUAUUGCAUUAACGAUUCUAAAACUCCCCUCAAGUAAUCAGAGGAAAAAAGCCUUCUCAACCUGUUCGUCUCACAUGAUUGUGAUAUCCCUUUCUUAAGGCAGCUGCAUCUUCAUGUAUGUUAAACCUUCAGUCAAACAAAGAAUAUCUUUUUCCAAGGGAAUUGCACUACUCAAUACCUCUGUAGCACCACUUUUGAACCCUUUUAUCUACAGUUUACGGAACCAACAAGUGAAAAAAGCCUUCAUGAAUAUGACACACAGGGCUGUUUCUUUCUCAAAAAAAUGAAUGUUUGUU
This is a messenger RNA of Phacochoerus africanus (Common warthog), 962 nucleotides long. Its product is annotated as olfactory receptor 6C74-like. Gene Ontology annotation, molecular function: olfactory receptor activity; G protein-coupled receptor activity. Gene Ontology annotation, biological process: G protein-coupled receptor signaling pathway. NCBI's taxonomy places the organism in Eukaryota, Metazoa, Chordata, Mammalia, Artiodactyla, Suidae. Gene Ontology annotation, cellular component: membrane. The coding region runs from base 15 to 764 and encodes 249 amino acids. The transcript has a single exon. The record is from RefSeq and is a predicted model, not a curated record.